UGUCUGCCACAGAGUAUAUGCGGGCAUGCUUCUUCCAUAGUCAGUCCAGAUUUCGGGAGGAUGAAAUUAAUGCAUUCUUCUCAGUCAAAGAUAUCGACUUCACUUUGUGCACACACUAUAUCUAUGGCUAUGCGAAAAUUGACACUGAAGAAAAAACAAUCAUGUCUGUCAACCGGGACGAGGAAGAAGGCAGACUAGGACUGUACAAACAGUUCAAAAACGGCAAAUUGACGAACCCUGAGGCUAAAACUGUUCUCACCCUUGGAGGACCAGGAGGCGAUACCGAUUUAGCAUUCAAGACACUGCACUCAAAAGAUAACACCUUUGACACUUUCGCUCAGCAUGCGAUCGGCUUUCUGAGGGAUAAAGGAUUCGAUGGUCUGAACAUCCACUGGGAGGUACAAGAGGAAGAAAUGGGUAAAGUGGUUCUUCCUAAACUGCUGCAGGCCUUGCGGAGUGCCUUUGAUGGCGACCAUGUGGCCAGCAAGUUGUUGCUCAUCGUCACUGGUUUAGUGGUGCCCCAUUCAAUCUAUUCUUUUUACAAUGUGGAGCCAAUACGCAAAUGUGUGGACUAUAUUUUCCUGCCGAUGUCAGACUUGGUAUCGAGAGACUACGCUUCCUUUUUAGACCCUCUUUAUCCCAAACCAGUCAAAUUAACUAUUGAUCCACUACUAAAUGUGAAUACCAGCAUAAGUAAAUGGUGGAUCAAUGGUACACCGUACAACAAGAUGGUGCUUGGUGUAACGGCACUAGGCAACUACGUGUAUCUAAAAGACGUAUUACACCAUGACCCCGGCGAUCCCAUUGAGCGAACAGUCCUUCGAGGGACCAGAUAUAACAUACCAAAUCGCUUAGCUUAUCCCGAGGUGUGUAACAUGCUGAAAACAUCAAGAAGACUGUAUGAUAAUGUUCAGAAGAGCCCCUACCUGGCGGCAGGACAUCUGUGGGUUGGCUACACUGACACAGCCAGCCUGGCAGAGAGG
Candidula unifasciata is the source of this 983-nucleotide messenger RNA. NCBI's taxonomy places the organism in Eukaryota, Metazoa, Mollusca, Gastropoda, Stylommatophora, Geomitridae. The record is from the annotation of a GenBank genome assembly.